AACGCGAGGAGGGACGGCAUAUCGCGAGCUGCCUUCGCCACCGGAACACCUGCUCGGCCGUUCCCCAGGGCUCAAGGGGGGGGACCUGUCUAGACCGUGCCGUGUUAUUUUAUUUUAACGUACAGAGGUCUUUUUAACAAGAUCCUUCUUUAUCCCGCAAAAUGGGCGUCCGGAACAAGCGGGCGUUGUGGGUGGUGUUUUUCGCGGCGUGGGCGUGCGCGUGUGGACACCAAGUGGAGGAUGAAAGUCAGUGGAGUCUCACGCCCGAACAAGUGGAUUGGUUCCAGAAGUUUCACGGGAACCCUGUAGAGCGAGCGGCUGAGGGCGUCCCGAAACUCCUGCUGGGGGAGCACUUGCCGCCGAGACAGAACAACAAAAAAUCGGACUUCUCGUGGCUAAAAGGCGUCUACCUGCCUUCGACCAACACCUCUAUCGUGAGUCCUGCCUGUGCUAGCGACGUAGAGAAUAUCUUAAGAGUAUUCGAGUCAGUUGCACUUCUGGGCAAAAUUAUGGAGGAGCUACAUUUCUGGCCGAUAUUGUUACCCGACUCCUGGGGUAAAGUGCCCGACGGCCUCAUCUACGGGAACUACCUCCUGUGGGGUAUGAUGGAGGAGUGCACAGGCCUGGACGUUCACGAGGACCUCGCCUGGCCGUGGAACUACAAUGUCACGUUUAAGGGUCGCUAUUGUCUGAUCUCUACGACUAUACAGAGUGCCAAGGAGGGCCAGCAGUUCGAGAGCGCCUCUGACCCCCGAAUGGCCAGCGCGCGGGUGGGCGUGUCUCUCACCAAACCGUUUACGCCCCCUCUCUUCCAGUACGGCACUUGCAUCCCGUCCAGCUGUACCAAGGAGGAUUUGGAGGCAAGUCUGAUGGAACGCCUAAGUCUGGCAGGAAAGGAAGUCAGGCACGUGGAUUGCAAAGCUGAAGAUGAUGUCAUUGAAUUCGACGCCGGAGAUAUUGCAUAUAUUGUGGUGAUCUCGAUACUGGGGGCGCUGCUGCUGGCCGGAGCUCUUGCCGAAUUCUUCAUGAGUCAGACUGAUUCACAGCACCUUCGGAAGGGCCCUCUGAAGUACCUGCUCGUCUUUUCGGCUUACUCCAACUUCAACAAAAUCUUCCACAUUAACACCAAGGAGAAUCCGGCUGUUAUUUCCUGCUUACAUGGUUUGAGAGUGCUGUCCAUGACCUGGGUGGUGUGGGGUCACGGCUACAUGUUCCUCAUCGGGGUCACGAAAAACAUCAUAGGAGCGCAAGUGCUAGUAGACGAAGUGAUAGAGCAAAUAAUAGGAAACGCCACUUUUAGCGUCGACUCCUUCUUCUUCAUGAGUGGUCUGCUCGUGGCUUACGGGGUCAUGAGAGAGCACAAGAGGGCAGGUCGGGUCAACUGGAUUAUGUAUUACGUUCACCGAUUUAUUAGGCUGGCCCCCCCGAUAGCCCUGACCGCCGGAGCCAUGGCCACCAUCUCCAAAUUCGCUCUCGUGGGUCCAUAUGGCCCGACUGUCGAGAGAGGGAUCGUGGAGAGUUGCAAAUCUUACUGGUGGGCUGACACGCUGUUCGUCGGGAACCUUCUGGAUCAAGGACAGAUGUGUCUGCCGCAGUGUUGGUACACGGGCGUCGACACACAGAUCUACAUCAUCUUGCCAUUCAUCUUCAUACCUCUUCUCUGGAAGCCUAAGAUUGGUCUUCCGUGGAUGGGCGUCAUGACCGUCGUUUCCUUCAUAAUACCAACGGUGAUCUUCGCUGUCUACGAUGCCGUGCCGGCCCUGUUCUUCGCGCGGCCGGAGGUGCAGAUGACGGAGUUCGUGGACACCUACGGCAAGCCUUGGUGCCGCGCCAACGCCUACCUCGUCGGCUGCUGGGCGGGGCUGCUCAUCUUCAAGGUGUCGGGCAAGAAAGUCACCAUGACUUGGUGGCAGGCCCUCCUCGGCUGGCUCUUAGCUGCACUGGUCGCCUGCCUCGUGAUCUUUGGCGUGGCGAACUACAACACAACCGAUGACCCAGAUCUCAUGCCGCCCGAAGUCAGCAUCAUCUACGGAGGCUUCAGUCGGGGGGCGUGGGCGCUGGCUCUCCUGUGGGUGGUCUUCGCCUGCCACACCGGCUAUGGAGGUCCCAUUAACACGUUCCUCUCGCACCCAUCCUGGCAGCCGCUGAGUCGCCUCACAUAUAGUAUGUUCCUCACUACAAUUCCCGUCCAGUUCAUCUACUCAGGCGCUGUGUUUUUACCGGUGUAUCUCGACCACCUGAAUAAAAUCAUUGAGACUUGCGGGUACCUGUUUAUCGGUGGGCUUCUGGCGGUGGUCCUGUCGCUGAUGACGGAAGGACCCGUCUUGGGGCUGGAGAAGCUACUCAUUCAUCGGCCAGGUCGAGGCGAAGAACCGAAGAAAGCGCAGUAACCAGUAAAGUCCAGCUUAUUAAACAUCUAAGAUGGCAGGCGAAACGUAGUCAUCAUAGAGCAUUAAUUCAAGUACAUAGCCUUAGUCAAAGAUUUUUUUUUUUUUUUUAGUUAAAUGAAUUAAAUGAACUGCAUUGGCCGCAUGAACGAAAAUCAGGAAUUCUAGAAAUACCAUUCGUCAUGGCAAAUUAAAACAUGAUCAGAUCAAUUAAGAUUUAGUUACUCUAGAUCCGACUGAAGAAUCAAGAGUUGAAAAAAAAAACGAAAA
Messenger RNA from Penaeus indicus, 2657 nucleotides. Its product is annotated as nose resistant to fluoxetine protein 6-like. The coding region runs from base 162 to 2390 and encodes 742 amino acids. Lineage: Eukaryota; Metazoa; Arthropoda; Malacostraca; Decapoda; Penaeidae. The transcript is spliced from 17 exons. Gene Ontology annotation, molecular function: acyltransferase activity, transferring groups other than amino-acyl groups. The record is from RefSeq and is a predicted model, not a curated record.